Molecule: messenger RNA, 2397 nt
Organism: Scaptodrosophila lebanonensis
Lineage: Eukaryota; Metazoa; Arthropoda; Insecta; Diptera; Drosophilidae
Product: probable ATP-dependent RNA helicase DDX43
Exons: 5
Coding region: 149-2215 (688 amino acids)
Molecular function (GO): RNA binding; ATP binding; RNA helicase activity
Source: RefSeq, a predicted model, not a curated record
CAGAGAGUUCAAUUUUUCCGGUCGUUUUUGGAUGCUUGGAUAAUUUAUUAAAUUUAAAACGAUAAUAAUUUUUAAAACGGCGACGGAAAUUCACCAAAAAGCUAUUGUGCAACCUUCAAUUCAAAGUUAUUUUUGCAGAAAACCGAGCAUGACGACAUUAGAUUGGGAUGAUCCACAUUAUACGGAGCCGGAGCCGCCAAAAAUUUCUUAUGAACGCUUCAACGAGAAGUAUCAGAGUAGCUUGCGUUGGGACGAUGAUGCCUCACGAGACCGUCGUAACGGUCAAGGUCAAAGAAAUGACGAGCGAAGGAACAGAGAACCUGGACGCGAUAGAGAUAAUCAUCGCGAAUACACCUUUUGUGAGGCAAUCAAAAUCAGUACAAGCAUGGUAGGCCGUGUGAUUGGGCGAGCAGGAUCGAACGUAACCCGCCUGCAAAAUGAUUUCAAUGUACGCAUCAACAUUGAUAAAGCCAAUUUGGAGGUGAAAGUCUUGGGCAAUUCCAAGCUCAAUGUUAGCGAUGCAGCCAAUGAGAUACGCCAACAAAUAAGUGAAGACAAUCGCCAGUCGACCGGCAGCGUAGGUGGCGGAUUCAGUGGAAAAAGUUAUGGUAGGUCGGGUGGAGAGGGAGGACAACGUUACAACAGUGGUAGCAAUUACGAUUUUGCUCCACCACCGAGCGCCAUUCCGACAGAUGGAGACUUGACCGGGUUCAUUGAUUGGGACGCUUUAAACAAAGCUUCGAUUGCUGCGCAGAAGGCACGUUGGGCGAAAUUGCCGCCUCUGACCAAGAACUUCUACAAGGAAUGGCCAGAGGUGGCGAAUUUGCCUCAGGCAGAGGCGGACCGGCUUCGCGUAGAAAAUAACAACAUAACUGUGUCGCAUGUUUUUGAGAAUGAGAACAGUGAGAAUCAACCUUUGGAUCCAAUUCCCAACCCUGUUUGGCAUUUCAAGCAAUGCUUUGCCGAGUACCCUGAUCUAUUGGCAGAGAUUGAAAAGCAGGGCUUUUCGAAGCCAUCACCUAUACAGUCACAGGCUUGGCCUGUAUUGCUAAAGGGUCACGACUUAAUUGGCAUUGCUCAGACGGGCACGGGAAAAACGCUGGCCUUCUUGCUGCCGGGCAUGAUACACACGGAAUAUCAGAGCACCCCUCGUGGCCAAAGGGGCGGGGCAAAUGUACUAGUAUUGGCGCCCACUCGUGAGUUAGCCUUGCAGAUUGAAAUGGAGGUGAAGAAAUAUUCCUUCCGUGGCAUGAAAGCCGUUUGCGUCUACGGUGGAGGAAGUCGUCAGCUACAAAUUUCGGAUGUAGAACGAGGUGCGGAAAUAAUAAUUUGUACACCGGGGCGCCUUAACGAUUUGGUUCAGGCAAAUGUUAUCGACGUGUCAUCCGUUACGUAUUUGGUCUUGGAUGAGGCAGAUCGUAUGCUUGAUAUGGGCUUUGAGCCACAGAUUCGAAAGGUGUUGUUAGAUAUACGCCCAGAUCGACAGACGAUCAUGACCUCGGCCACUUGGCCACCAGGCGUGCGCCGUCUCGCCCAAAAGUACAUGAACAAUCCCAUACAGGUGUGCGUGGGAUCACUCGAUCUAGCUGCUACGCACUCAGUGAAGCAGGUAAUCGAACUGCUCGAGAACGACAGUGACAAAUACUCCACAAUUAAAUCAUUUGUCAAAAACAUGAAACAAAAUGAUAAAAUAAUUGUUUUUUGUGGCCGCAAGGCGCGUGCUGAUGAUUUGUCAAGUGAUCUCACGCUAGACGGCUACAACACCCAAUGCAUUCACGGCAAUCGCGAUCAAAGUGAUCGCGAGCAGGCUAUUGCCGAUAUUAAGUCUGGAAUGGUUCACAUUUUAAUUGCCACAGAUGUGGCUUCGCGUGGUCUGGACAUUGAGGACAUAACUCAUGUCAUUAACUAUGAUUUUCCCCGUAACAUCGAGGAGUAUGUGCAUCGUGUUGGACGAACGGGCCGCGCCGGACGUAGUGGCACUUCGAUUAGCUUUAUAACGCGCGAGGACUGGGCCAUGGCCAAAGAUCUGAUUAACAUCAUGGAGGAAGCCGGGCAGGAAGUUCCGGCGGAAUUGCGAAAAAUGGCGGAGCGUUUCAAUGCAAUGAAAGAACGUCGUGCUGCUGAGGGUGUUCGUGGUCGCGGGCCUGUGGGAGGUGGUCGUGAUCAGGGAUUUGGUGGUGGCCGCCGUAGUGGUGGCUUCCGCGAUCGUUAUUAAAAAUAAUUUCAAAUGAAAUUAAUGCAAUUAAUGUAUUGCACAUAAAUAACAAACUACAUUCUACUUACGCUAUUACUAAGUCUAAACCGCAUUGAAGGGUUCUAAUGGAACCUGGUCUCUUACUGCUCAACUUUAUAAAACGUCUUACCUAAAUGGUAAUAAAAUGAGAAUCUUUGACCUCA